This is a messenger RNA of Schistocerca serialis cubense, 1041 nucleotides long. RefSeq names its product DNA-directed RNA polymerase II subunit Rpb4 (gene Polr2D). Bases 104 to 523 code for a protein of 139 amino acids. Gene Ontology annotation, cellular component: RNA polymerase II, core complex; P-body. The record is from RefSeq and is a predicted model, not a curated record. Lineage: Eukaryota; Metazoa; Arthropoda; Insecta; Orthoptera; Acrididae. Gene Ontology annotation, biological process: nuclear-transcribed mRNA catabolic process, deadenylation-dependent decay; transcription initiation at RNA polymerase II promoter; positive regulation of translational initiation. The transcript has 4 exons. Gene Ontology annotation, molecular function: translation initiation factor binding; nucleotide binding.
GGCACUAAACAGUUGCACUCGUGAUUAGUCGCGGAAAGUGUUAUUUACGAUCCUACGAAGUGUUUGUUUAAUUAAUAAACAGUAAAAACCGUAGUAAGCAAAAAUGGCUAAUCCUGCUCUAAGAGAUAUGGUAGAAGAAGAUGCGGCAGCGUUAGUGUUCCCAAAAGAGUUCGAGAAUGCAGAAACGCUGCUGAUCAGCGAGGUGCACAUGCUGCUGGAGCACCGGAAGGCACAGAACGAAAGUGCUGAGGAGGAGCAGGAAUUCUCAGAGGUGUUUGUCAAGACGCUGGGCUACACCAAUCGCUUUCGAAAGUUCAAGAACAAGGACACAAUUGCCGCUGUACGUAGUCUGCUAGCACAAAAGAAGCUGCACAAAUUUGAACUGGCUUCGUUGGCGAACCUGUGUCCGGAGAACCCCGAAGAAGCAAAGUCGCUGAUUCCGAGCCUGGAAGGGAGAUUUGAAGACGAGGAGCUGCGACAGAUCCUGGAAGACAUCCAGACGAAGAGGAGCCUCCAGUACUGAUGAUUGUGCACUGCAUGUGUUUGGUGCCUGGCUGCCGGCAACGAGUCGCACAUAUGUAUCGUUGUAGGGGAUGAUUGUUGUUUUAAGCAAAGUUUUCUGUGUUGAGUUUAUAUUCUUUGAUAGGGUUUUUCUGGCAUUUGUGUAAUGGACUUGUAAGUUAUUUUGCCACACAAGUGUGAUUUCAGUUAUUACUGUCAUUCAUUGCAUUUAAAAAAAUGGGUCAGCUGAAGUUAGUCUGUAUAAUUACUCCAACUGAUUUCCCUUAUUUUGUUACAAAACAGUGAAAUAUUUGAUCAGUAAAUGAAACAAACUACUGGAAACUUAAAUUCAAGAAUAGAACAGUAGUCACAUCAGGAUAGUUAGUAAUAGAAACACACAACUUCCGCAGUUUCUCAAUUUUUACCUGUAUUUAACACAUUUGUGAUGGCAAUGUGAUGUUGAUUGGAAUAUUGGGUGCGUAGAGGAACUUUUAUUUUGUAAAAACUGACAUUCCAGAAACAAGGGAUUGUGCUGCUGCA